AUGCUCUUCCGCCGGUUUGCCUCGACGUCCCGUGUUCUCCCUCCGACCAUCCGCCAGCUACUCUCGCCUUCUCAAGUUUCCAGCAAGGAUGCUCUCGUCGAAGUCAAUGGAUGGGUCAAGUCUGUACGCCGGCAGAAGAAUGUCGUGUUUGCCGUCGUGAGUGACGGUACCUGUGCUUCGGGUAUGCAAGCCGUCUUGAAGACCGAUCUUGCCCCCAAGAGUCUCACGAAUGGCGCAAGUGUGCGUCUUUGUGGUCGCUUGGUAGAAAGUCGUGGUCGUGGCCAAGCUCGAGAACUUCAGGUAGAGGAAGUCAAUGUCACUGGGGACUCCGACCCAGACGCAUAUCCUAUUCAAAAGCAAUCAUUGUCAACAGAGUACCUCCGCGACCAUGUCCAUCUACGCUCUCGGACGGACACUAACGCAGCCAUGCUUCGCGUUCGCAACUCGUUGCUCCAUUCAAUACAUAACUUCUUUGAGGGAGAAGAUUUCUGUUAUGUUCAUACUCCCAUAUUGACUUCAAGCGACUGUGAAGGCGCAGGGGAGACUUUCCGUGUACAGCCUACAGCCUCUAUUCCUGCGAAUGGGCCAGACAUUUUUGCACCUGUCAGCAACAUUACGACGCCGGCUCCCUCUUCAUCAACCGAGAACCCCGAAAACAAGGAAUUCUUUGGCAAACCAACGUACUUGACCGUAUCUUCCCAGCUGUACUUGGAGGCUAUCGCGUCGUCACUAUCCCGCGUUUACACCCUAUCCCCCGCAUUUCGCGCUGAACGCUCGCAGACUUCACGACAUCUCGCCGAAUUCUGGAUGCUCGAGGCCGAAUGGGCAUUCAUUCACAGCGUGGAUGACCUGUGUUCUCUCGUCGAGAACUCUGUCAAGGCUACUCUACGCAGCUUCCUAGAGCAAGAGGAUGAUAUUAGUGCGCUGUGGGGAAACAACGACGCUGCUGAAAAAGAUCGCCGACUGUCCGUUCUUCGGCAAGCGCGUGACGCAUCGAGCUGGCCACGAAUGACCUACACCAAGGCUAUCGAAAUACUCCAAAAGCAGCAUGAAGCUUCUCCUUUCGAGUUUGAGCCGAUAUGGGGAAAUGGGCUACAGAGCGAGCACGAGCAGUGGCUAGCAGCAUCCUUGGGCGGACCCGUCUUUGUCACGGACUAUCCCAAGGCAAUUAAACCGUUCUACAUGCGCCUGAACUCAGACAAGAUCCCUGUGGGCGAGGAAGGACAUUCUCGCGAGACUGUCGCGUGCUUUGACCUGCUCAUACCCGAAGUCGGCGAGCUCGUAGGCGGUUCGGUCCGUGAAGAACGGCUCGAUUUCCUGCUAGAGGCGCUGUGCGCCCAUGGCCUCGCUUCCCGUGGACCCAACGGGAUUGAUGUCAAGGACGAGUACAAGUGGUAUGUAGACCUGCGUCGGUACGGGAGUGCGCCGCAUGGAGGAUUCGGGCUGGGCUUCGAGAGGCUGGUGAGCUGGGUGACUGGGAUUGAGAAUGUACGAGAGUGUAUUGCUAUGCCGAGAUGGGCGGGAAGGAUGGUCGUUUGA
This is a messenger RNA of Coniophora puteana RWD-64-598 SS2, 1539 nucleotides long. Its product is annotated as asparaginyl-tRNA synthetase. Gene Ontology annotation, cellular component: mitochondrion. NCBI's taxonomy places the organism in Eukaryota, Fungi, Basidiomycota, Agaricomycetes, Boletales, Coniophoraceae. The coding region runs from base 1 to 1539 and encodes 512 amino acids. Gene Ontology annotation, biological process: asparaginyl-tRNA aminoacylation. The record is from RefSeq and is a predicted model, not a curated record. The transcript has 4 exons. Gene Ontology annotation, molecular function: nucleic acid binding; asparagine-tRNA ligase activity; ATP binding.